This is a messenger RNA of Athene cunicularia (burrowing owl), 2667 nucleotides long. RefSeq names its product HHIP like 2 (gene HHIPL2). The coding region runs from base 100 to 2406 and encodes 768 amino acids. Lineage: Eukaryota; Metazoa; Chordata; Aves; Strigiformes; Strigidae. The transcript is spliced from 9 exons. The record is from RefSeq and is a predicted model, not a curated record.
UGCCAAGUAGUAAACUUAAGAGAGAAAAAGGGAGAGGGAAUGUAAGAAACCCUGAGUGAGUGCUGAGCUCUGUGGCUGGCAAUUAAUGAAACAGGGAGGAUGAAUGAACCAUACUGUGAAGUAGUCCAGGAUUUCUAUAUAUCUGACCUUAAGAAGCCUACACUGAAGGAAGUGAAUGUUUGGCCAUGCACUGGAAGGAGCAGCAGCAGCUCUGGAGUUUCCUUUUUUUGCCUCUCCUUGUUGUGCCUGAUAGGCAGUCUGCUGGGGCAUCCUCAGUGUCUGGAUUAUGGGCCACCAUUCCAGCCCCCUUUUCACCUGGAGUUCUGCUCUGCCUAUGAAAAUUUUGGCUGCUGUGACCAGGAGAGAGACAACAGCAUUGCAGCAAAAUACUGGGACAUCAUGGAUUAUAUUGAUCCCCAGGGGCAUGAACCGUGUGGAACGUAUAUCAAAGAUAUCCUGUGUCAGGAAUGUUCUCCAUAUGCUGCACAUCUCUAUGAUGCAGAAAACCCUCGGACACCUCUAAGAAACCUCCCAGGACUUUGUUUUGACUACUGCUCUGAGUUUCAUCUCAACUGCCGCUCUGCCAUCAGCCUGCUUACGAGUGAUAAGCACAUCCAAGAAUGCUGCGAGACAAACAGGACACGCUUUUGCAACCUUCUUCACCUGCACGAUGAGGACUACUGCUUCCCCAACGUGCUGAAGAACACAGCCCUCAACCGCAACCUGGGCUUGGUGGUAGAGGGCCACAAAGGCUGCCUCCAGCUCUGUCUGACGGAGGUUGCCAACGGCCUGAGGAACCCUGUGCUCAUGGUGCAUGCGAAUGACCAUACCCACCGCAUGUUCGUAGCUGAGCAGGUGGGUGUGAUCUGGGUCUACCUACCUGAUGGCAGCCGACUGGAAGAGCCCUUUCUGGAUAUUAAAAGUAUAGUGCUGGCUACACCAUGGAUAGGGGAUGAGAGAGGCCUUCUAGGGAUGGCUUUCCACCCCAAGUACAAGUAUAAUGGGAAGUUCUAUAUCUAUUACUCAUACAUGGAUAAGAACCGAGUGGAAAAGAUCAGGAUCAGUGAAUUGAAGGUUUUGGCAUCCGAUGUCAAUAAAGCUGAUCCACGUUCAGAAAGGAAUCUUCUGGAGCUUGAGGAACCAGCUGCAAAUCAUAAUGGUGGGCAGCUGCUCUUUGGUGUGGAUGGCUAUAUGUAUCUAUUCACAGGGGAUGGAGGGAAAGCUGGAGACCCUUUUGGAAAAUUUGGGAAUGCUCAGAACAAGAGUACUUUGUUGGGGAAAGUCUUGAGGAUUGAUGUGGAUGGAAAAAGCCCGGAUGGGAAGCCUUAUCGCAUUCCUCCUGAUAAUCCAUUUGUGUCUGAUCCCAAGGCCCGCCCUGAGGUUUACGCUUAUGGGGUCAGGAAUAUGUGGCGCUGUGCAGUUGACAGAGGGGACCCUGUCACGAAAAAGGGAAGAGGGAGGAUAUUCUGUGGGGAUGUUGGGCAGAACAGGUUUGAAGAAAUCGACAUUGUUGUUAAAGGAGGGAACUAUGGCUGGAGAGCAAAGGAGGGAUUUGAAUGCUACGACACAAAGCUUUGCCACAAUUCCUCUUUGGAUGACAUUCUUCCAAUAUUUGCAUAUGGCCACAGUGUGGGGAAGUCAGUCACUGGAGGUUAUGUGUACAGAGGAUGUGAAUCGCCCAACUUGAACGGCCUUUAUAUUUUUGGUGAUUUCAUGAACGGUCGACUUAUGGCUUUACAGGAAGAUAAGACAAAUAAGUGGAAGAAGCAAGACAUCUGCAUUGGCAGCACAAGAGCAUGUGCUUUCCCUGGAAUGAUUGGUUCUUAUAGCAAGUUCAUCAUCUCCUUUGCUGAGGAUGAAGCAGGUGAACUGUAUUUUAUGUCUACUUCUUAUCCCAGUGCCUAUGCACCACAUGGAUCACUCUACAAGUUUAUUGAUCCUGCAAGGAGAGCUCCACCAGGGAAGUGUAAAUACAAGCCUGUUCCAGUGAAAACAAAGAGUAAACGGAUACCAUUUGUUCCACGUGCAAAGACUGUCCUUGAGCUGCUUAAUGAACCUUCAACAACCAAGCCUCCAAAAAAAUCUUCUACCCCCACUGCAGCCAUCCCAACAGUUUUUUCUAAGAAAGCUAAAAAGACGUCGGUCACCAAAACAAAAGCAUCAACAGUGAAAACAGCUUCAUCUGGUAAAAAGAGACAGAAAAUCAAAGCUGAAGUGAAACCUCACAAGCUGAAGCAGGAAGAGAAGGUUGCACCUAUUUCCAGAACCACAUCAGCACCACCUUUGCCAAAAAAGAAGAGCUCCCACCUAACCACAACCAAGAAGCUUCUUCCAAAGAAAGGAGCACUAGCUAAGGAAAAACUGGGGAAGAGGAGGAAGGGGGGUAGAUUAAGCAGCAGCUUUUGAAGCUCGGUGAUGUCCCAGAAAAAGCAAGUCACAUAUAAGAUGGUGAAACAGAUGUUUUCAAUAGUGACCAAAUACAAGCGUCAGCUGACUUGUUACGGCAGUGCUCCCAGGUGUGCCUCCAUUAACGUCAGUGUUAGCAGUCUCUCUAGAUGUUCUAUUAAACCUUAAGAGCACCAGCCUCGUAGUAUUUUUCUUUGCGAAUCCUGCUGCCAUGUCCGCUUCUGCUGUAAGUAGUUAUGAGAUUUGUGUACGACUGUCUAA